AUGGCUGUUUCCCAAACGUUACUAGUGAUCCCAAAGUGGGCAGAGUUCCAGGAGCAAGCAAAAGGCGGCGUGAUCAUAGAAAUACACUCCCGGCAUGUCAGCGCCCAUGAGUUGAAGGACACGCUAGAGACAAUGUUUCCACACUCAAAGUACACCAUCCAGGUUAGUAUCAAGCCAAGGUCCUCCCUCCCCUUUUCACUGUCUGUCUAA
Neurospora hispaniola is the source of this 210-nucleotide messenger RNA. RefSeq lists its product as uncharacterized. Bases 1 to 210 code for a protein of 69 amino acids. NCBI's taxonomy places the organism in Eukaryota, Fungi, Ascomycota, Sordariomycetes, Sordariales, Sordariaceae. The transcript has a single exon. The record is from RefSeq and is a predicted model, not a curated record.